CAGAUUAUACGAUAUUUAAAAAAUUUGAAAUACAUCCUCUUUCGUGCCACUUACUUUGACUCUCACACAUUGAAAAACGUCUCUCACCUUCAGUGGAACACAUCCAGUUGCAUUAAGGUGUGAUGAUGAUGAUGAUGAUGAAGCAGGUGGGAUUAAUCUUCCUCCUGACUGAACUCACUCAGGUCUCUACUUUUACAAACUACACAGCGUGUAAAAAUCGUGACAGAAAGAGAACAUGGAGUGUGACAGCUGGAGAGUCUUUGUAUCUAAUGUGUCCAAAUCAUGAUUGUAAUGCAGACAAAUAUAACAGUUCAUAUGUUUGGUUUAAGAAUAUCAAUAAAACGAUGAGUUUGGAAAAGAUUGGAACAGAGGAACACGAGCGUGUGCAUUACCACAGAUCUGUGUUAUACAUCCUUCAGUUAACUCUAGAAGAUACAGGACGUUAUAUCACACAGGAAUGGUUUUCGGAUCAAACUUGUCGUGAAUUUGAAGUGGACCUUGUGGUUUAUGAAGAGUUUAGCCCAAAUCUUUUAUAUUCUGACAUUUCAAUAUCAAGGGAAAGCUCGAAUUCAAUUCCCUGUCCUGUGUGUGAAAAUCAAAACGGAACAUUCAUCUGGUAUAAGAAUUUCUCUCUCAUUUCAACUCAAGAGUUUGGGGAUAUUUUACGCAUUCGUAAUGCUUCAAAAGAAAACGAAGGUAUUUACACGUGUGUUUGUACCUGGGAACAUCACGGCAGAAAGUACAACACCUCUGGAUCUCGUCCGGUUUACAUUACAGAACCAUCUGCCAUUAUUCCUCCACAGAUCAUUCUUCCUGUCAAUAACUCCAUUUUUUAUGUUGAUAUGGGUACAGAAAUUGUCCUCACAUGUUCUGUGUUCACUGGAUCCUUCGGGAAAGAUAAGUGCUGGUGUGACUGGGAAAGAAACGGGACCACGCUGAGUGAAGUGCUUGGAUAUGAAGUGGAAUACAGAGAGGAUGAUGAGUUCAUUCAUGCAGUUCUGACCAUCAGUGAAGUUUCUCAGGUGGACCUGUCUGUGUUUCAGUGUAUAGCUGAUUACUCGUAUGAAGUGAUGUUUGUAUCGGUCACUUUGGAAAGCAGAGUUACGAACUUUCCAUUGCGGAGCGAGGAUUCCCAGGAGAUGAUGCUUCAAGUGCAGGAAUUCUGCGCCCAGGAAGCCCAUAAACAUGUGGGAGUAUCGAGUCUGACGCUGAUCUCAGUUUGUGUUUGUGUGCUGUUUCUCUUUCUGCUGAUCACCGGAGCAGUCAAGAUGUUCGCUGUAGAUUUUGUGCUUUUAGUCAGAGAAAUUUUCAAGAAGCUCAACAGAAAAGAAGAUGGGAAAGUGUAUGAUGCUUAUGUGAUUUACCAGAGAAACGACUUAGACGAGACUUCAGAAAAAACUUUAAGUGAAUUUAUUAAUGAAGAACUUCCUACGGUACUGGAGAAAAACUUUGGCUACAAACUUUUCAUUCCUGGUAGAGAUGAUCUACCAGGCGAAGACUGCAUGAGUCUGAUCGAAACUAAGAUAGAGCUCAGCCGAAGACUUAUCUUCAUGAUCACUCCAGGAAACAGAGAGCAAGAACACAGCGGUUCUCCUGAAGCUUAUGAUGUUCAGGUGGGACUCCAUCAGGCUUUGGUACAGGGAGACACCGCUGUCAUCCUCAUCCAGUUAGAAGAAAUCCAGGACUACACACAUCUGCCACUCGGACUGCAGCAUCUUCUCAAAAACAAUCCUCCUUUACAAUGGAGAGAUGGAGAAAAAACAAGUUCAAGGUUCUGGAAGCAAGUGCGCUACAGAUUACCCGUUCCAUCAUGUCAGAAAGACUGUCUGAAGAAAACAUCUGUAAAAUUAAACUAUCACAAGAUUAUAUAAUAUAAUAUGACCCGGUCUCUAAAAUCCAGGCUCAAAAUCUAAUAAUGAGAUUGAUUUCACCCAUUUAUUUUUUAAUCUUAAAUAUCAAGGUUAUAUUUUCACAUGUUCUUUAAAAAAGUGUUUCCAUCCAUCAUAUUAUCAGCUGAAUUUAGGUCCUUCAAAUUUGGCUGGUUAACACAAUACAUACAGUAGAUGCUGCAGUGAAUCAUCAUGGGUCAGCUGCUCUGUCAUAUUGGGAAUAACAAGACUGAACUAUUGUAUACAUAUACUAUAAUUAAACAAAAAUAAUCCAAA
Misgurnus anguillicaudatus (oriental weatherfish) is the source of this 2165-nucleotide messenger RNA. Lineage: Eukaryota; Metazoa; Chordata; Actinopteri; Cypriniformes; Cobitidae. The record is from RefSeq and is a predicted model, not a curated record.